Messenger RNA from Strongylus vulgaris, 465 nucleotides. The record is from the annotation of a GenBank genome assembly. NCBI's taxonomy places the organism in Eukaryota, Metazoa, Nematoda, Chromadorea, Rhabditida, Strongylidae.
AUGACGCUUUGUCCACCUGACCUUUAUAGUACCAAGGCUGAAAUAUUGCUAGUUAAGAAACAUGGGAAUGGAGGAGAUAUCAAGAAAUAUUACCAUUCAGGUCAACUGAAACACGCUUACAAAGUCGUUAUCGCCGGCAACCAUGAGUGCACUUUUGACGACACAUUCCUGCGGUCAUCAAAUCGAGAAGUUGAGGCUAAGGAAAUAGCUCUCAAGCAAGCUCUGCAAGCGUCGCUGUCAUCAUCAAAGGUCACUUCACCUAAAUCUUUGCUUACUAAUGGUAUCUACCUCGAAGACUCUGUUAUCGAAUUGUUUGGAAUCAUUAUUUACGGCACGCCAUGGCAGCCACGAGUUGACAACUGGGCAUUCAACUUAUCCAGAGGACAAGCGUUACUUGACAAGUGGAACAACAUUCCUGCAGGAGUUGAUGUGCUUUUGACGCACUCCCCUCCGCUUGGUGAGUAA